GUUUACAUUUCAAACGUCCUUGACAUUGGUCCGACUUGGGAGCCCUACACGUCUCAGCGAAUGCAUCGUUGACUCGGUCAAACAGAUUGGAUUUUAAAGACGUCGGAUACGUUGACAACUUUCAACUGACAUUCAGUUAUGAGUAAACAAUUUUAGAUCGAGCAAAGGAAAUCAAGCAACAUGGAUGAACCGAAGAAAAUAUUUCAGGGAAAAGGUUACAUGUUGACAGCCUAUCCUGCAGACUGUUACUCGUUUUAUUACUGUCUAAUGGCAGAAAUGGACAGGACACAUCUCUCUCAGAGAAAAGCAAGAGAAAUGCAAAGCAAGCUGUUUGAAUUCCAGAUGAAGAAUCCAAUGUACUAUCAUUUAUUUCUACCACAGUGUGUAACAUAUGACGAAUUCCUUUCAUCUAAUGAUUGCUUACAACUUGAGUUUAAAAAGAUAAUGAACACAAAGAAACAUCCAACACCUAGAGAAGUUUUUGCUGCUGCUGAAAUGCUACAAAGAUACAUUUGUGUUAUUCGCUUUGACCGUUCUGUUGAAAGGGAUAUUCAAAAACUUCAAGGGUACAUUUUUGCACCAACAAGUAAAGAAAAUCUUCAUAUGGAGCCCUUAUGUUUGCUUAUGCUGGUAAAAACUGAUGGAGUCGUUGAAUUUGGCAGAAUUGGUCGCAAAGACAAGAUUAAAGAUCUAAAGUCUUGUCCAGGCCAAAUGGUCAACAUAAACCAUAAGCAUUGUUUUGGUUUACGCUUUGUGAAUGAUUUCUCUGUUCUCUUUGACCAAAACGUUGCCUACGGUGAAAAGUCAGAUGUUAAAGAUUUGUUUCAUCGCCUGAGUUUAGAGUUUUAUGGAACAGAAAAGUAUCAUGGUCGUAUUCUGAAUGUCAUUUGCAAUUUUGAACUUGAGGAAGACAAUUUGGAACUUUUUUGCAAGUACGCUGACGACACAAUCACCGAAGAAACAAGCUUAGAUGACAAAAGGAAACGUUUGAAGACUCACGUUAAAGACGUAAGAAGUCGAAUGAAAGCUGCGGGUGAGGGGGAACUAUUUGCAGUGUCCUCUGUAUACAACGUCGACAUGAUCAUUGAUAUAACGGGAAGAGAUGAAUGGGAGACGUAUAUGUCAGUGGUUUGUUGCUAUUUGAGCUGUUUCGAUUCCCCAAUCAUUCUCCGUGUUCAAGGCAAAAACAACAAGCUUUAUAUGCCAUAUGUAACAGAAUCAAGAACUUGCUCCUGUCGUCAACAGAAACCACAGAUACAAGGUCACAUUGGAAAAGUUAAAGGCAACAUCCAUGAGGCAGUGUUAAAACACCCUUGUUGUCCACCAGAAAUUCGAAAAGGAAACCACGCACAUUUAAGGCAUAUUCCAAAUAUUCGAAACUGUUGGCCUCCGCGAAAUGAGUAUAUAAUUCCAGCAGAGUUUAUGACAAUGGUUAUAUCACGACUGGAAAUAGAAGAUCGCCGCAUUGAUCAAAUAAAUGGCGGAGAAGGAUCGCUUGCCAAAGCCAUGGCAAAGGAAUUGUAUGGAAAUGAAAAUGGAUACCUUGCAAGUGGUUUACAAGAUGCCAUGGGACGUGAAGACUUAGAUCAUGACGUGAAGCUCCGACGACUAUCAAAUUGGUUAAAAGUUCCGAUUUACAUCUACAUGUACCAGAAAAAAGUUGACGAUGGUCAUGCUCAGUUCAACGCUUCACAACGCUUCAUUUGGACCAAAUUUGAGCCAGAUCUAAGCAUGACAGUUGUAAGCAGUGACUGUAGGUUCUACAUUACCCUUUUUUACAACCACCUUAACGGUACCUUUGACAGAAUCAUUCCCUUACGUGGCUGCAAUUGUCAGAUUCCUGCUCCUCUUUCUUUGCUUAGAAACAGCCAGAAUAUGGAGUCCCAGUUUCUGCCUUGUGUGUAUCCAGAUGACCGCCAUCAUCCACUACCAACUUUUUUAACCACGGACCCGGAAAGGGUCAACUUUGAAAUGGAAAUCCGGGAUUUCCCUGCUUGUUCGACAUUCUCUUCUGUGAGAAUAGCAAUGCAGAGAAAUGAUAUGAGAAAAAGAACAAUUGAUUGCGUUGAAAUAAACCACCAUUCACUGCUUCGAUGUUUAAGCAAAGAGAUUUUUGGAACCGAAAAGCACGUUGAUCUACUGAUUGAAGAACUCUGUAAUGAAUUUUCGAAUAAUGUGGAAAGCUAUAUCUAUUUCUUGGGAGGAACAAUAAUCAAAGCAUACGAAGAGUCAGGUGGAAAGAUUCAAAAUAACAGAACCAGCAAUGAAAAAUUGGCUAAAUUGGUUAAAGAAAGAAUUGAAGAUGACCUUCCUUGUGACGAUUUACUGUUGUGGCUUGCUUGUACCUUCUUCCAGACUACAAUAUUCGUGCUCCGUGUAACGGACACGAAUACCUUGACAGAGAGUUUCUGGACGGAUUAUUCAAUGGUGAGAAAGAGAAGGAAGGAUCCAACAAAAAGAACGUCAUUUUCAAGGAGAUGUCCCGAUGAAAAAACCUACUACAUCACACUAUUUGAAUCUGGGAGUAAGCUGUAUUACAGAAUCGUUCCGAAGCAGGCCUCUUGUAACUGUGCGUUGGAUGCACCUGCCGUGCCUGACCACAAUGCUGAUGCUACAGAGUACCAUACAUUUCAAGAUUGCAAACUUAUGCGAAAAAUCAGAAAAAUAGACAGCCUUCUCCACAGUGCUUGCACAUUAAUUGACCAGUGGUUGAUUUGCAACCAAAUCCUUCAAAGAAAUUGCGAAUUGAUAGUAUUGGAGAUUGAAGGUCGUCGCAAAAACGUAAAUAUUGCUACUAUAGCAGGUACUGGCACUGGUAUAGUUGGAGCUGUUCUCACUGGUGUUGGAAUUCUGUUUGCUCCAGCAACAGGGGGGCUUUCUACUUUACUAUCUUUUGGGGGUGCAGUUAUGGCAGUGUCUGGAGGCACCGUAGCAACAGGGGCAAAGAUAACUGAAAGCGUGCUGAACAACGGUACAAUAGACAAACUAAAACGGUACCAAAACUGCUACAAAGAAAGGUUUGAUAACCUGAAGUCAGUAAUAAGAGAAAUCAAUAAUGAAAUGAAAGAAUUAUCUGAAUUAUCAAAAGAAAUACAAGCAAAUCAGAACAUCGAAUCUUCUGAUUUUGCGGAUGUCCAAAGCAUUCCCGGUAUCGUUCGGGCCGUCAAAGGACUGAUAAUGAUUCCAAUAAGUCUGUUAAAAGUGUCUGCUCGAGGAAUAACCAUUCUUGGCGCGAUAAUUGGGCCACUGUCAGCUUUGAUUGACGCAGCAUUGCUAAUUUUUUCGGCCAAAAAUUUGGUAGAGGGCAAUAAAACCGAUGUAACAGAAAAUCUACGCCGAAUAUCUGCAGCGCUGUAUGGAUCAAGGAGGCAAAUGCAUAGCUGGGCUUAUGGAAAUCAGAGACCGUACCAUUACGAUUGAGGGAGAAUAUUGUUUAAAAAUUGUAGUAAACUCUAUAUGUUUAGGGUAUUGAUCCGGGAAUAACAUUCAUUGUAUUUAAAAGCAAAUGUGUUUUUUUGCCAUUUAGUUUUUGUGCACAUUUUUACUUUUUAGCUACAUAGUUUUUGUUAUAUAUUUGUUUAAUCUUAUAUUUAGCUUUAAUGAUAAAAAUGUUUUGCAGUGAUUUCAGGGUAGCAUGUAAAUAAUUUAUGUUGUCAUUUAACUUAUUUCUGCUGACGUUUUGUCGACAAAAAUACUAGAUGCAUUACCUUGUUAUACGAGUGCACUAUAUAUUAUUGAUAUGUAGGAAAAUAAUGUUGGAAAGAGCAUUAUUAUAAUAUAAGUACUGUUACUAAAAAUAGCAUUUUGACCCUUUUGAGAAUAAAAUUGUGCAUAAUUAACCA
Magallana angulata is the source of this 3842-nucleotide messenger RNA. RefSeq lists its product as uncharacterized. Gene Ontology annotation, molecular function: lipid binding. NCBI's taxonomy places the organism in Eukaryota, Metazoa, Mollusca, Bivalvia, Ostreida, Ostreidae. Gene Ontology annotation, biological process: lipid transport; lipoprotein metabolic process. The coding region runs from base 181 to 3420 and encodes 1079 amino acids. Gene Ontology annotation, cellular component: extracellular region; membrane. The transcript is spliced from 6 exons. The record is from RefSeq and is a predicted model, not a curated record.